UUUGUAUCCUAAUUACUACCUUAACUAGAAGAAAAAGGAGAAGAAGACAACGCUCACUCUACUCCGCGGACUCGGCUCGAACGAAGCAACUCAAAACGAGGGAAUUCCCGUCACGACCAGAGACGAUUUUCCCGAGUGACGAUCUAUAGCAACGAGAUGUCUGUGGUAGAAGAAGCACCGCCACUGAAUGAAUUUGGAGAAGAGGAAGAAGACGGCGAGCUCUCCUGGUCUUCAGACUCUGAAAUCGGCGAAGCCUUGGACUGGUUGGAUUCCAAGGAUGAAGAGGAGGUUGUUGAUGGGUCCUUUACGCUCAACGCUAGGCGACCUAAUGCCCAUGGAGGACUCCACUCGCGACCUACUUCGUCCACGCUUCAACCUCUUUCUAAUAGGAACCAGAAGUUCACUAGUCACAUUCGUGCUUCGCCCUUAGAGGAGUGGGAGGGAAGGAUGAAUGUUGGCAUGUCAAAUUCUGUUACAACUGCAAUUCGUGAGAGUGUACGAGAAAUGGCUAUUGGUAAAACUAAAACCACGGAGAAAGCUGACCGUGCAACUGUUGAGCAGGCUAUUGAUCCUAGAACUCGCAUGGUACUAUUCAAAAUGCUCAAUCGGGGAGUAUUUCAUGAUAUCAAUGGCUGCAUAUCAACAGGAAAAGAAGCAAAUGUAUAUCAUGCUACAAAAUCUGAUGGCCAAGAACUAGCAAUAAAAGUUUAUAAAACAUCUGUCCUGGUUUUCAAGGAUCGUGAUCGAUAUGUACAAGGUGAUUACCGCUUCAGACACGGAUACUGUCGGCACAAUCCCCGGAAAAUGGUGAAGACUUGGGCUGAGAAGGAAAUGAGGAAUCUUAUGAGGCUUAGAGCAGCAGGAAUUAGGUGCCCAAUGCCCCUACUCUUGAGGCUUCAUGUUCUGGUGAUGGAAUUCAUAGGGAAAGCAGGUUGGGCUGCACCACGUCUUAAGGAUGCAUCAUUAUCUUCCGACAAGCUACGUGAAGGUUAUGUGGAGGUGAUAGUUGCAAUGCGGACAUUAUAUCAGAAGUGCAAACUGGUGCAUGGAGACCUCAGUGAAUAUAACAUACUUUAUUUUGAGGGUCACUUGUAUAUAAUUGAUGUUUCUCAAGCAGUAGAUCUUGACCACCCACAUGCCCUUGAUUUCUUACGUGAAGAUUGUGUUCAUGUCUCUGAUUUCUUUAAAAAACAUGGCGUGGCUGUUAUGACAAUUCGAGAGUUAUUUGAUUUCAUAGUUGAUCCAUCUAUUGCUGAUGAUUCUGUGGACACUUAUUUGGAAGAGGUUCAACAAAAGAUUUUGGCAAGAGGAGACAUAUCUGUAGAGGAUGAAAUUGCAGACUCUGUAUUUGUGCAGUCAUAUAUUCCGAAGACCCUAGAUCAUGUCAAGAAUGUUGAGGAGGAUGUGAUUCGGAUAACAAGCGGUCAGGACACUGGAGACAUGUACUAUCAAACUAUUACAGGGCUGAAGGAUGCUCUUUCCAGAGUUCAACCUGCACCAGAGCCACAGAAUGAGGACCCAGUUCCUGCAGAAGACUCCUCUGUCAACCCAGCUGAAGACGAUGAAUCUUCUGCAAGUGAGUCUGAGUCUGAAGCAGACGAAGAUGAAGAAAGCUCCAGUGAUGUUGAAGGGAGAGGUCCUACGGACAAUGCAACAAAAGUCCCGGCUGAUAAGAAGGCAGCCCGAAAAGAGAAUAAGAAGAAAGUUAAAGAAGAGAAGAGAGAGGCUCGUAAGACUAAAGUGCCAAAGGCUGUCAAGAAACGAAAGAAGAAACUUGCAAAAGCACACAAGACGAGGUUCUCUGUAUAUACAAAGCAAACAUUAUAUUUAUGCCAUUUGAACCAUCAUACCUCGAGAAUUGGUUGUUUUUGGAGAAACAUUUGCAAGCUAAGAGGUUGGAUUGAUUUAUUAUGUCUGGUGAUUUAAGUUUUAUAGGAUUUUAUCUCUAAUGAACUUUAAAUUCUUACUGUUUAUGCACUCAA
This is a messenger RNA of Carica papaya (papaya), 1982 nucleotides long. The record is from RefSeq and is a predicted model, not a curated record. Lineage: Eukaryota; Viridiplantae; Streptophyta; Magnoliopsida; Brassicales; Caricaceae.